Molecule: messenger RNA, 2073 nt
Organism: Oncorhynchus gorbuscha (pink salmon)
Lineage: Eukaryota; Metazoa; Chordata; Actinopteri; Salmoniformes; Salmonidae
Product: gastrula zinc finger protein XlCGF7.1-like
Exons: 2
Coding region: 777-1697 (306 amino acids)
Biological process (GO): regulation of transcription by RNA polymerase II; central nervous system development
Cellular component (GO): nucleus
Molecular function (GO): DNA-binding transcription factor activity, RNA polymerase II-specific; RNA polymerase II cis-regulatory region sequence-specific DNA binding
Source: RefSeq, a predicted model, not a curated record
UUGAAGCUAAAUGUAAUGAUUAUCGUGUUUCUACAUGUAUACUAAUAUUCAGACAUAUGCAGUUGUUUCUAUAUUUAUCUAUAAAUGUUAUUAUGGUGUGAACGGGAAAUACUAUUGGUUUUUGAUUGAAAUAAUACAGCGAAUACAAGGUUAUUGAGGAAAAUGGUACAUAUUGCUGCUUAAAGCAUACUGAAACCUUGUACUAAAUGGUUUUUAGUCAUUUAUGCGAAUUUGGGAAAAUCUACUAGAGGUUAAGUGCACUUACGUUGUGUAGACAAAUUUAAAGCAGGUACUUUGUCUAAUUUUAACAAAUUAAUGUUUUGUUCUUAAUGUUUAUCAACCUGAUCUAUUGAAAUGAGAUCAGUGCUUGACUUGGACAGGAACUCACCGGAGCUGAGUACCAUCACCUCAAAUGUCUACUGUUUGAGCUCAUGUUCCUCUUAUAGGAUAUUAGCUCAACAGUAUUGUGGAGCUCCUGAACCUAAAAAUGAGUACCGGCACAUAUUUCAGUCCAAGUCAAGCGCUGAAUUAGAUGAUUGAACAAGAAGAAAUAUAAUGUAUUUAAUAGAGAAUAAAGUGCCAGAACUGUCAAGACAAACUUUUUGUGUCUGUUUCUCAUUGUUACUACAGGACGACUAGAAUUACGUCUGAGGCCGGUAACAUCAACAGUGAGGACAAACCCAGCCUGCCUCUCUCCUUCCACACGGAGUCCAAACCUACAGUCACUGGGUCCUGAUUGUGACAGUGGAGCCCAGUUUUCACUGCAGGAUCCAGAGAUGGCAUCAGUGAAGCUGGAAGACUGCAGUCAAACACUGGAGCUGAAUGUCAACAUUAAAGAUGAAGAAGAGAAGAUUGGGAAAUCUCUUUCUCAUGGAGACCAUGUUGAGACAUUCUCUACAUCCGGAGAGCAGCUGGAAGAUCGCAGAGCUAAGAGGUCUCACCACUGCCCACAUUGUGAGGAGAAUUUUUCAGUUAUAUCAACACUAAAAAUACACCUAAAAAUACACCUAGGAGAGAAUCUGUAUUCCUGCACUGACUGUGGGAAGAGUUUCUCAACAUCAAAGGUUCUAACAGUUCAUCAGAGAGUGCAUACAGGAGACAAGCCGUACUCCUGCUCUGACUGUGGAAAGAGUUUCUCUCAAAUGGGCACCUUAAAACGACAUGAACGUGUACACACAGGAGAGAAGCCUUACUCUUGCUCUGACUGUGGAAAGAGUUUCUCUCGACCCGAUGACUUAAAAACACACAAACGUAUACAUACAGGAGUGAAGCCUUACUCCUGCUCUGACUGUGGAAAGAGUUUUUCUCGACUGGGCCACUUCAAAACACAUAAACUUAUACAUACAGGGGUGAAGCCUUACUCCUGCUCUGACUGUGGAAAGAGUUUCUCUCAACUGGGUGAAUUAAAAAUACACCACCGUAUACAUACAGGAGUGAAGCCUUACUCCUGCUCUGACUGUGGAAAGAGUUUCUCUCAACUGAACAGCGUGAAAACACAUGAACGUAUACACACAGGAGAGAAGCCCUACUCCUGCUCUGACUGUGGAAAAAGUUUCUCUAAACUGGACAACUUAAAAAGACAUGAACGUAUGCAUACUGGAGUGAAGCCAUACUCCUGCUCUGACUGUGGAAAGAGUUUCUCUCGACUGGGCCACCUAAAAACACAUGAACGUAUACAUACAGGAGUGAAGCCUUAAUGCUGCUCUAAUUGUGUAAAAUGCUUCACAUCAACUCACCUAAAAGUUCAUCAGAGAACACACAAGAGGCCUGCUCUUUCCAUGAAAUAGACUGACCAGGUGAACCCAGGUGAAAACUAUCAUCGUUAAUGAUGUUGUUUUUAUUAUGGAUUUAUUAUGGAUCCCCAUUAGCUUCCAGCAGAAAACAAGAGACUGCAGUUGCAGUGGGCUAAGUAUUGAAAAGACUGGACGCUGGAGAAUUUGAAAAACAUACUACCUGGUCUGAUGAAUCCCUGGUUCCUGCUGUUUCAUGUUGACGGGAGGACUGGGGUAAUGAUACCUUAAAAAAAUGACUCAAGUGAAAGUCACCCAGUAAAAUACUACUUGAGUAAAAGUA